ACUCCUUCUGUUGCGCGCAGCGAAAUGGGGGUAGAGAGAAGGAGGCGGUGGGCGGCUCCUCACCUCGAAUCUUUCUCCAGAACAUCAUCAUUACCAUCAUCAUCAUCAUCGUCAUCAUCAUCAGCAUCAGCAUCAUUCUCAACAAGUGUUUCUGGCGGGCUGUGCGUUCAUCUGGAGACAUGAACCGUCCAACUAACUUCUUCUCCGCGCGCUGCUGCUGCCGCUGCUGCCGUUUAGGAACUUUAAUCCCGGACAGACGCGUGGACGCUGCGCACUCUUCUUUACAGGACAUAUGAGAUACACAAAUGUGCUUUCAACGACGUUAAGAUAGACAGAUUAGACAGAUGUGAACUCUAUCAAACAAAAACAAACAAAAGACAGUUAUUUUGUUGAGGUGAAAUAAGAAGAUCUUCAAUUUCAUAAAGAUAAAAACAGGUGUUGAUUCUAAUGAGACCUGCUCUGCUCCAGGAUCUCUGAGGCUUUUACUGGACUUAUAACAACAGCAGACCUGAGAUUACGUCCCCCCCGCUGUUCCUGGAAUAUACUCAGUGAGCAGCUCCAUGUUUGGAUCAGUGUUUUGUUUUGUUUUGCUUUUCAAAAGCAUAUGUGGAAACACUUCAAUAUCAGUUUAAAGGAUUAUCUUGUGAUCACUGCACAUGUUUGUGUGGAUAUUUUCUUUUCAAAACUCUUCAAUGCCAAGAAACAUAACACGAAAUAAUGACUGUUCCUGCCUGACAGGCCUUGUGGGAGGUCACUGCUGAAUAUGCAGGACUUAGCAGGGCCUGAUAUGUCUAGGAAAUCCACAGUCUUUGAUGGUUUCCCCCUCCUGUGGGGCUUACUCUUUGGAUUUUUCAUCGCAAGUGCACCAGUGAUGUCCUGCCCCACAGGUUGUCACUGCAUAGAGAAGGCUGGCAUGACCGUGGUCCAGUGUGUGUCUCGCAACCUGGAGAAGAUCCCAUCAGAUCUCCCAAGGGACACUGUUGUCCUGCUCCUGUCAUCCAACCACAUCACUCACAUUCCCAACCACGCCUUCAAAGAACUGCACUACCUUCAGGAGGUGGACUUGUCCCACAAUGACAUUGAGACCAUGGACGUCGGUGCAUUUCAGGGUGUUUCCGACAGCCUCCUCAUGCUGGACCUGUCGAACAACCACAUCCAGAGCGUCCCCAAAGAGGUGUUUGCACGUCUGCAGGCGAAAAUCAGCCUCUCGAACAACCCGUGGCACUGUGAGUGCACGCUGCAGGAGGUCCUGAGGGAGCUGCGGCUGGACCCCAAGACGGUCAACGAAGUCGUCUGCCACACGGCGGUGCAGGACGAGUAUGCGGGCAAGCCGGUAAUCCAGGUGCUGGACUCAGGGAUCAACUUCUGCAAUUUCCACCACAAGACCACGGACAUAGCGAUGUUUGUCACCAUGUUCGGAUGGUUCACCAUGGUGAUCGGGUACGUCAUCUACUAUGUAAGACACAAUCAAGAGGACGCCAGGCGGCACCUGGAGUACCUCAAGUCACUGCCCAGCAGCUCCCAGAUCAGCAAGGACUUUGACACCAUCAGCACUGUUCUCUAGCAGGGCUGCAUGUGGCUCGGGAUGUGCGAUGUCUCUAAAUAUUUGAGUAAAUGUGUGGUCAAGUGCAACAAUGACUCAGAAUCUGUCGCAAACACAAAGUUGUUCUGGUUUUUAGAAGGGUUUAUUUUUAUGGAUUAGGGGUUAAAGUAGAGAGAGAGACAAAUGAGCCCACUCGAUUUGGGCUAAGACAAAAGAGGAUGAGUGUUUCUCACAGCUACUUUAUAUGUCCUUAAUGUCACACUGUCAUGUGGAAGGCCACUUUAUCAGACGGGUAUCAUAAACCCCCCAAAUUAAACUACUGGUCCAAGAAAUAAGGUGACCCAGCUGUUACUUCUUCACCAUGCAACCACUGCAACAUUACAGAACCAGCCAGGAAAUGUUCUUAAGUUUUUGUCACAGAAUUAACAUCCACUCCAGAAUAAAAUUUUAAUUGUAGCACAAAUCAUUAUAAAUGGGGGGGAAGUCAUCAUGAAUAACCCUACUAUGAAAAGGGCAUAAUACUUUGAAAAGUCAGAUUUCAGGAGGAUAUAGUGUGCUAUUUAUAAAAAAAUGUACUUAUGUCAACGUUAAGUAUGGUGUUGAACACCACCCAGGCUCUGUUACUCGUGAACAAACAACAACAGCAACAAAUGAACUUGCCAUUGUGAUUGCUGUUAUUGACUAGACUGUAGCAUGAGACCCAGCACACACUGGAAUGUGUAAGCACUACAAAUGGCUGCACCUUGAAGAUCAGCUGGGUUUCAUUUCGAGCCCAUGUUAAUCAAUCAUGUUUUUGUUUCUUUUCCUGUGUAUGUAGAAAGCAACUCUGCCUAGAAAACCCUGUUCAAAUCUACAACCAAUGUCUUAGAAAUAAACAGCAUGUGACAGAAACAAUCAUAGCUUCUGAUAAAUGAUGAAAUGUGAACGAGACGUCAUGCACAAGCGGAGAUCGAGCAUCCCAGGGCUUCGGCAGUCGUGGUGCUUCUGCAGCCAUGUGGCCAAAGGGAAACUCUGCUCGGACACAGACCCAAUACGUUUUCUACUGUCUUUGGGCUAUUUGUUAGUCAGAAGGUAAUUGUGUCUAAGUGCCUACGCUCUGGGAAUUCUACACCACAGCACUGUGCAUGAGGUUGGACACCUCGAGUGUCGAGUCUCCUUCUUGUCGACCCUUUGCCACUCUACAACUCAGAUUUAGCUCCAGCCUAUAUUGUACACUGAGCCAGUGUCUGUGUUCAAGGCAAAGGACCAGGUUAUUGUUAUUAUCCAGAGGGUUGAAUGUUUUAAAGGAAAGGCCAAGACAGUGUGCUUGAGGACAAUGACAGGAAAAAGGGGUUUAGAAAGUAAUUUUACAGCUCACCGUACCUGUAUUCAUAUGGUGAUAACCACUCAGUGAUUCCCAACCUUGGGUUCCUGGCCCCCUGAGCGGUCACAAAAUACAGAGACACAGAGUUUCCCCAUUAUUCAUGAAGACUGUGGGUUUCUGCCACAGUCUCCUUUGACCCACCACAGUUACUUAUUGACUACUUUUUUUUAACAAUUCUUAUAAUUAAAUGAGAUAAUAGCUCAGCAUCUGUGUGCUAUUACGGUGUUGCAUAUCAACCAGUAUGAGUUAUAACUGUGAUUAACUGUUAUUUCAGUUAUUAAGUUAGUAGUGUCAAAGAUGAGGUCUUUUAGAUGUUCUAUAAGUGGCGGUUGUUACCACUUCUUUGGAAGAAGUUUCCAAAGUAAAAGCACAAGAGCAUUUGUUUGUUUGCUUUGAUGCUAUAUAUCGAGCUCAUAAGAGUUUUUAAUCUAAAAGCUUUCAAACGUCCUUCUAA
Solea solea (common sole) is the source of this 3360-nucleotide messenger RNA. RefSeq names its product leucine rich repeat containing 3 (gene lrrc3). NCBI's taxonomy places the organism in Eukaryota, Metazoa, Chordata, Actinopteri, Pleuronectiformes, Soleidae. Bases 764 to 1564 code for a protein of 266 amino acids. Gene Ontology annotation, molecular function: protein binding. Gene Ontology annotation, cellular component: extracellular matrix. The transcript is spliced from 2 exons. The record is from RefSeq and is a predicted model, not a curated record.